Aspergillus viridinutans is the source of this 2622-nucleotide messenger RNA. Its product is annotated as AMP deaminase. The record is from RefSeq and is a predicted model, not a curated record. The coding region runs from base 1 to 2622 and encodes 873 amino acids. NCBI's taxonomy places the organism in Eukaryota, Fungi, Ascomycota, Eurotiomycetes, Eurotiales, Aspergillaceae. Gene Ontology annotation, biological process: IMP salvage; AMP metabolic process. Gene Ontology annotation, molecular function: AMP deaminase activity. The transcript has 3 exons. Gene Ontology annotation, cellular component: cytosol.
AUGGAUAAUGCGCAUGACCUACAAGCUAGCCCUGAAAGCUCAACUGUCGACUUAAAACAUGACCGCGAUGAAGAAAACACACAACAGGCAGAUGUUGACAGCUCUUUAUCUGCAACUGUGACAGAUAGUCUUGACCAUGUACUCCCAAGGGAUAGAGAGAUGAAAACACCGACAUAUGAUUAUGCCUACGAGAAGUCGAUGAGUCACACAGAAGCAAAACUCUUCUACCAGCAUCAUCAAUUAGUGUCGCGCGGCGCCGACAGUGAGUCUGAUCAGUGUUGGGGCCUUACGGGCAGGCCUUCUGCCUCUGACAUACCAUCAGCUAAAGAAGAGACGGACGGAAGGCCUCAGACAGGCGUACUGGGCUCGAGUAAUUCCACGCAGUUUAGCACGCCUACUUCGGCAUACGCUGAAAAUACCAGCACCAGUACCGGCCAGCUUCCACUGUCCCAUGAUGCAAUGCAUCAUGAGAUUUCAAAUGAACAAGGAUCGGGUUACAUGCAAUUCGCCACUGAGGUUCCAGGUGCUAUCAAAAGUGCUAUGAAUAUGACGGGCAGCGGCACGGUUGCCUCGGAAUUAAACAUCAUCUACCGCAAGAUUCGCGGGCUACUUGAGCGACGUGCCGAAUAUAUCCAACUGUCAUCACAGGGUCCUGAGGAUAAUCCCAAAGAUCGUCCCAAUUGGAGGAUUUACCCUCCCCCGCCAGAACCGGCCUGGGAUGCUGAUGGAGAGAAUGGGAAACAAGAAUCCUCUCCUGGUGCCGGGCCAAAAAAAAGAAAGAUGGGCCAGGAUAUUGGUGAGGACUUCGACAUGGCUCACUUCAUUCCGCUCCCGGGAGAGUCAAGUUGGACUUUCAGACUGGAUGAAAAUAGUGUCUACCAAGUGUACGAAAAUAUCGAGGCUGCAAAUGUGCACAAGCCUACCAUCAGAAUACCUUCAUUGCGUGAUUUUUAUAUGGACCUCGAUGCAGUCAUAGAUGUAUCCACAGACGGACCGGCCAAGAGCUUUGCGUUUAAACGCCUUUCUUAUCUGGAGGGCAAAUUUCAACUCUACACGCUGCUCAAUGAAUAUCAGGAGAUUGCUGAUAGCAAAAAAGUACCACAUAGAGACUUCUACAACGUCCGGAAAGUCGACACCCAUGUCCAUCACUCGGCUUGCAUGAAUCAGAAGCAUCUCCUCAGGUUCAUCAAAAGCAAAAUGAAGAAGUCACCUGAUGAGGUUGUAUUAUUCCGGGAUGGUAAACAUUUAACGUUGCGGGAGGUUUUUGAAAGCAUAAACCUAACAGCUUAUGACUUGAGCAUUGAUACGCUGGAUAUGCAUGCGCAUACGGAUUCCUUCCAUCGCUUUGACAAGUUCAAUCUCAAAUAUAAUCCCGUCGGGGAGUCUAGGCUGCGUGAGAUCUUCUUGAAGACGGACAAUUAUAUUAAAGGUCGCUAUCUGGCCGAGAUCACAAAAGAGGUCAUCUCAGAUUUAGAGUCCAGCAAAUAUCAAAUGGUGGAGUGGCGCAUCUCAAUAUAUGGGAGGUCGAUUCAAGAAUGGGACAAGCUCGCUGCUUGGGUCGUUGACAACAAAUUAUUUUCCCCCAAUGUGCGUUGGCUAAUACAAGUUCCUCGGCUUUACGACGUCUACAAAGCAAGCGGCAUGAUGGAGAACUUCGAGCAAGUCAUCACAAACGUUUUCCAGCCAUUAUUUGAGGUGACCAAAAAUCCCAGCAGCCAUCCCAAGCUUCAUAUCUUCCUCCAGCGUGUGGUCGGAUUCGACAGUGUGGAUGACGAAAGCAAAGCUGAGCGCCGGCUGUAUAGAAAAUAUCCCAUUCCUAGAGAAUGGAAUACGAAACAAAAUCCUCCGUACAGCUAUUGGAUUUACUUCAUGUUCGCUAAUAUCGCGUCAUUGAAUUUCUGGAGAAAGCAACGCGGCUUUAACACCUUCGUUUUAAGACCUCAUUGCGGUGAGGCUGGGGAUCCAGAUCAUCUUGCAGUUGGUUUUCUCUGCUGCCACAGCAUCAGUCAUGGGAUACUGCUUAGAAAGGUCCCUUUACUGCAGUAUUUGUUUUACCUCGAUCAGAUUGGAAUCGCAAUGUCCCCGCUCAGUAACAACGCGCUAUUCCUGACAUAUGACAAGAAUCCGUUUGCGAACUUUUUCAGGCGCGGCCUGAAUGUAUCCUUGUCAACGGACGAUCCCCUACAAUUUGCAUUUACCAAGGAGCCAUUGAUUGAAGAAUAUUCGGUUGCUGCACAGAUAUACAAAUUCAACGCUGUGGACAUGUGUGAGCUCGCAAAACAUUCAGUCGAGCAAAGUGGCUUUGAAAUAUCAUUGAAGAAGAGAUGGCUUGGUGCGAACUGUUCUCUUCGCGGGGUCGCAGGAAAUAAUGUCGCAAAAAGCAAUGUGCCAGACAUUCGGGAGCAAUUCAGGCAUGAAACAUUACUUGGGGAGCUUGCCUUGCCGAAAAUAACACUUGCUGACGUAUUAGGAUUGAACGAUAUUCUGAUCGUCAUAUUGACUGUUCAGCGAGACGACCAAUUGUCCCUGCCACAAGCAGUCAACAAGAAGCACAGUCACGGGUUCCUCUGGAUCCAGAGCAAGGAAACCCAGGCCAUUGUAAGUUCAACAUCGCAGGCAUGA